GAGGACGCGAUCGCAUCCAUGGGCUCCUGCCAGCUUCUCACAUCUUUGGUCCUCUCCAUGUGCUGUCAUGUGCUGUCCACUACCGCAUGGUCUGUGAAUAACUUUCUGAUGACAGGACCCAAGGCAUAUCUUACUUAUUCAAGCAGUGUGCAAGCGGGCGCACAGCGAGGCAUCGAGGAGUGCAAACACCAGUUCGCAUGGGACAGGUGGAACUGUCCAGAGAGCGAGCUGCAGUUAUCAACACAUAAAGGACUGCGGAGUGCUACCAAAGAGACCGCUUUUUUGCAUGCCAUUAGUGCGGCCGGAGUGAUGUAUACACUGACCAAGAACUGCAGCAUGGGAGACUUCGAUAACUGUGGCUGCGACGACUCGAAGGCUGGGAAAAUGGGAGGUCGAGGUUGGAUUUGGGGCGGCUGCAGUGACAAUGUUAACUUUGGGGAAAACAUUUCCAAGCAGUUCGUGGACGCCCUGGAAAAUGGCCACGAUUCACGAGCUGCUGUGAACUUACACAACAACGAGGCGGGGAGACUUGCCAUCAAGGCCACGAUGAAGAGGUCCUGCAAGUGCCACGGCGUGUCCGGCAGCUGCAGCAUUCAGACCUGCUGGAUGCAGCUCUCUGACUUCAGGGACGUGGGCAACUAUCUGAAGAUCAAGUACGACCAUGCGCAGAAGCUGGAGAUGGACAAGAGGAGGAUGAGAGCGGGCAACAGCGCGGACAACCGCGGCACCAUCGCGGACACUUUCAGCAGCAUUGCGCCCGCGGAGCUCGUCCACUUAGAAGACUCUCCCAACUACUGCGUGAGGAACCUGAGCCUGGGGCUGCACGGCACGGAGGGCAGAGAGUGUCUGCAGGGCGGAAAGAACCUGUCGCAGUGGGAGAAGCGGAGCUGCAGGAGGCUGUGCCACGAAUGCGGCCUUAAAGUGGAGGAGAGGAGGAUUGAGACGGUCAGCAGCUGCAACUGCAAGUUCCACUGGUGCUGCACGGUGAAGUGCGAGAAAUGCACGCAAGUCGUGACCAAAUACUUUUGCACAAAGAAGAACAAAAGCAGUCGGCCACAAAGUUCGCGGAGGAGACAUCGCGUGCGCAACCGUUAG
Molecule: messenger RNA, 1095 nt
Organism: Colossoma macropomum (tambaqui)
Lineage: Eukaryota; Metazoa; Chordata; Actinopteri; Characiformes; Serrasalmidae
Gene: wnt8a
Product: wingless-type MMTV integration site family, member 8a
Exons: 6
Coding region: 19-1095 (358 amino acids)
Biological process (GO): cell fate commitment; neuron differentiation; canonical Wnt signaling pathway
Cellular component (GO): extracellular region
Molecular function (GO): frizzled binding; cytokine activity
Source: RefSeq, a predicted model, not a curated record